UAGAUUAAACACACGUUGCCUCGAGACCACACACUUUUUAAAAAAACUUUCCACGAGGCCUUAUUAAAAAUCCACAACAUAUAAUUUUUCAGGCGGACAAGUUUAUCCUCCAUCCAUCACGGCUAUUUAAAGUAAAAGAAGGUAAAUCUUCCUCCUCAGCCUACAAUCCUCGGCCACAUUUGAACCAAUGGCAGGAGGUUCGGCACUGCUUUAGCCAAUGACUAACUAGUCUGAGUGCGCACUCCGUUGGACGACGACGACCAUGGACUGGAGUUGUGUCCUUUUCAGUGUAACAAACUUUUAGCAUUUAGUUUCGAUACGGACAAAACGGACUGAAUUGGGGGAGCUGCUGAGAGCAGUAAUGGGGGAUAUUGAGGGUUCAUACCGGGUCCUGCAGACCCCCGGCACAAGGCUGGGAGCCCAGUUCAAUGCUGGUAUCAGCACUUUGGAGCCGGGCCAGAGCCUCAGUGGCAACAUGAUCGGUGGGAGCAAAAGCCAUGGGCGAGGACUUCAAAUCCGUGUGGAGGGGCUGGACGACUCCCAGGAGUUCUUUGAUAUAGACCCAAAAGCUUUUGGACAGGGCCUCCUCUCUGAGGUUUUCCUGAGAGGCAACCUCAUAGAGAGUGAUUACUUUGGCCUCGAGUUUCAGAACAUGCAGAUGAACUGGGUUUGGCUGGAAGCCACAAAACCCGUUGCGAAACAAGUUAGGAGACCAGCAAAUACGCUAUUUAGGCUGUCAGUGAAAUUCUUUCCUCCAGACCCCGGUCAGCUGCAGGAGGAGUACACGAGGUACUUAUUCUCGCUGCAGAUGAAAAGAGAUCUGAUGGAGGGAAGGUUGAUCUGCACAGAAAAUACUGGUGCCCUGCUGGCCUCUCACCUUGUCCAGUCGGAGAUUGGUGACUAUGAUGAUGUAGCAGACAGGGACUUUCUGAGGAUGAACAAACUGUUGCCAUACCAAGAGAGGGUGCAAGAGAAGAUCAUGGAGCUCCAUCGCAGACACCUGGGCCAGACUCCAGCUGAAUCAGAUUUCCAAAUCCUGGAGAUUGCCCGUAAACUGGAGAUGUAUGGCGUACGCUUCCACCCAGCAGCUGACCGGGAAGGCACCAAAAUUAAUCUGGCUGUUUCUCAUAUGGGCCUUCAGGUUUUUCAGGGCAACACAAAAAUAAAUACCUUCAAUUGGUCCAAGAUUCGUAAACUGAGCUUCAAGAGAAAACGCUUCCUGAUCAAGCUCCACCCAGAGGUUCAUGGCCCCCAUCAGGACACACUGGAGUUUAUGAUGGCCAGUCGAGACCAAUGUAAAAUCUUUUGGAAGAUCUGUGUGGAAUACCACUCAUUUUUCCGUUUGUUUGACCAACCCCAACCCAAAUCCAAAGCUAUCAUCUUCACUAGAGGCUCUUCCUUCAGAUACAGUGGAAGGACCCAGAAGCAGCUUGUGGAGUACGUCAGGGAAAAUGGAGCAAAGAGAACGCCAUACCAGAGGAGGAACAGUAAAAUACGUAUGUCUGCUCGCUCCCUGGCCACAGAUGUGCCAAAACAGUGCUUGUCAUUCAAUGACAGUCUCAGGGCCCCAGGCUCUCCUUCCUCCGCUACUGUGUCCUUCUACCCAGCGCACAUCUCUAGCAUUCUCCCAAGAACAGAACUCCAACUUCAGCCCCAGCCUUUGUCCACACUGAGCCGGUCUUCAGCGCAUCCCCAGCAGCACCACCAGCAACAACAGCAGCAGCUUCAGUCCCCUCUGCAAGUCGCCAGACCCCCCAGCCCUCCGAAGGAGGAACCUGUCAAGGCUGCUUCCCCAUCUCACUACGCUUUUCAAGAUUCAGUUGUGGACAGCCCCCAGCUCUCGCCCUUCCAGCCCAAAGGUCCCCUCUGCCUAUCACCCUCCUUCCAGAUGUCGACCCUCAGCCUGCCAGGCCCGGCCCCGUCGCCCCUGCAAAGCCCCAUCCUGAGCGAGGUGGGCAGCAAUGCCAGGCUAGAGGAGGAGGAGGAGGGCAGGAGGAAGCGAUAUCCCACCGACAAGGCCUACUUCAUUGCCAAAGAGAUUCUGACCACAGAGCGAACAUACCUGAAAGACCUCGAGGUCAUCACUGUGUGGUUCCGCAGCGCUGUGAUCAAAGAAAACGCCAUGCCCGAAGGCCUGAUGACCCUCCUCUUCUCCAACAUCGAUCCCAUCUAUGAGUUCCAUCGAGGCUUCCUCAAGGAGUUAGACCAGAGGCUGGCUCUCUGGGAGGGACGCUCUAAUGCUCACGCCAAAGGGGACUACCAGAGGAUCGGUGAUGUGAUGAUGAGGAACAUGUGUGCUCUUAAGGAAUUCACCAGCUACCUACAGAAACACGAUGAGGUGUUAACAGAGCUGGAGAAAGCUACCAAGAGGCUGAAGAAGCUGGAGACAGUCUACAAAGAGUUUGAACUGCAGAAAGUCUGCUACCUGCCCCUCAACACGUUCCUGCUCAAGCCCAUCCAGCGCCUCAUGCACUACAAACUCAUCCUGGAGAGACUAUGCAAGCAUUAUUCUCCCACACACCGUGAUCACGACGACUGCAAGGAGGCUCUGAAGGAAGUAGCUGAGAUUGCCACUCAGCUCCAGAGUAGUCUGAUCCGGCUGGAGAAUUUCCAGAAGCUGACAGAGUUGCAGAGAGACCUGAUUGGUAUAGAGAACCUAACAGCACCAGGCAGGGAGUUCAUCCGAGAGGGAUGUCUGUACAAGCUUACCAAGAAAGGACUGCAACAGAGAAUGUUUUUCCUGUUCUCAGACAUGCUCCUCUACACAAGCAAAGGUGUUACAGCAACCAAUCAGUUCAAAGUGCACGGCCAGCUGCCCCUUCACGGCAUGAUAGUUGAGGAAAGUGAAAAUGAGUGGUCGGUCCCCCACUGCUUCACCAUCUACUCUGCUCAGAGGACCAUUGUAGUGGCUGCCAGCUCUAAAGUGGAGAUGGGGAAGUGGAUUGAGGAUCUGAACAUUGCUAUUGACAUGGCCAAGAAGUCCCAAGAGAAAUCCAGCAUCUUCCUUGGCGCUGGACUCGGCGAUCACUCCAACCGAUCGUCUGACGAGGUCUCUCUGGAGCAGGAGUCGGAGGAUGACAUGAACUCCUCCCGUACUUCACUGGACAAGCAGACACACCACCGUGCCAACACCACCAUGCACGUGUGCUGGCACCGCAACACCAGUGUGUCUAUGUCUGAUCACAGCCUGGCUGUGGAGAACCAGCUCUCAGGUUACCUCCUGAGGAAGUUUAAGAACAGUAAUGGCUGGCAGAAACUCUGGGUCGUCUUCACCAACUUCUGCUUGUUCUUCUACAAGACUCACCAGGAUGACUUCCCACUGGCUAGCCUCCCCCUCCUCGGCUACACGGUCAGCACCCCCGAGGAGUCGGACAGCAUCCACAAGGAGUAUGUCUUCAAACUGCAGUUUAAGUCCCAUGUUUACUUUUUCCGGGCAGAAAGCGAGUACACUUUUGAAAGAUGGAUGGAGGUGAUCAAGAGUGCAGCCAGCACUACGGGCCGGAUGAGCCUGCUCAUACCCAAAGGAGGUCCCAUGGAGAUAAAUGGAAACUGAAUCAAACAUCAUGUAUCUGGAGGCUGGGCCUCUAGGACAUCAGAAAGACUGUCCAGUCUCAAUGUAAUGUUCAAGUGAAGGGAACAUUUGGACAAUACCAACUGGAGACUGGAAGAUACUGCCAGUUUAACUGUUAACAUUUCUCAGCUUAAGGAUUUAAUUCUAAUGAUCUGUGCUUUUUUCUUGAUUAAUGAUGUAUAUGGUAACAUUUGUUCCUGUAUACAGGAUAUAAUGAAAGGGAGACGUGUAUAUUUUGAUCAGUUUUUUUGCAUGUGUAGCGCUCAUUUGGGAUGUUCAUAUAGACUGACAGGAAAUACUGUUAUAUGGGACCAACUCCAACGCAAAGGGCUUCAGUUGUGGCUUUUUUUGUCUUUAGCACAUGAUGACUGAAGCUUUGUAGGGUACAGCUCUGUGCUAUGACUAGGACGCAGAUGAUAUACAGUAUGUGGGAAAUGAAGGUACAGGAUAGUCGGUACUUUGAAAGAGUCAGGGAGGUGUGGGAGAUGGAAGCGAGCAGAAGGUUAAUGGGAUGUUCAAGCAAGUUCAUGAGUACGGAGGAAGUUUUGAGAAAUUGCUGAAAUGCUGCUGUUGGGACAGUGACACACAAGCAAUUUUGGUUUUUUAAACAUUUGGAAAAGUGCACAUGUCUGGACUAAACCAAUAUGAACUAUUUGUAUAAGCAGUAUUUGUUUUCUAAAACGCUAUCUGAGGUUUUUUUUUUGCCUGGUAUUGGAAAAUAAACAAUGUUUUCAAAUGUUCAAAAGGGAGCUUUUCUGCUAAAACCUCCUGACUAGAUAAGCGGCAUUACGUUUGGUGCUACAUUUCUCUCUUUAAUAUCAAAUGUAAUCAAAUGUAUCCUGUUUUUAUUUUUGCAUAGGGAUAACAACUUGAGGAAAUACUGUGUAGUGUUUACUCUGUGUAAAAGUUGCAGAUUUUCCUUCUAAAAACAAAUCAGAAGAACAUAUUUUGAAGUAAAGGUACUUGUGAUGAUGUAUUUCUGUGUCAGACUGUUUUAGACAAAUGGGAGCUGAUUUGUGGGAGACGCCAAUGACACUUAUUGUCAGUUAUUUAGUGCGCUACAUGCAACCAUGGUAUUAUUUGGUAUGUUUUUUGUAUGAAGACUGGAAUCUUUACCCUCGGUGUGUGUGUGUCUGUGUGUUUGGGUGGGUGUGUGUGUGUGGAGAAGCCACUGGAGCUGUACUAUAAGGUGAUAAUGGAGGUCAUCUCCAAACCAGCUGACAUUCUGCGUGUGUAAGCGACUGACUGUUGCACAGUUAACAUACAGUAUGUUACUCCUAUUUAUUGUCUAGCAUGUCAUCAGGGCCAUGCUCCUGAAUGCCCUCGUGUAGCCCUCAUGUUAUUCCGUUGAAAACCUAACAAAUAAAAACUGUUUCAAUCACA
Messenger RNA from Dicentrarchus labrax (European seabass), 4954 nucleotides. RefSeq names its product FERM, RhoGEF and pleckstrin domain protein 2 (gene farp2). Lineage: Eukaryota; Metazoa; Chordata; Actinopteri; Moronidae. The transcript has 27 exons. Bases 362 to 3553 code for a protein of 1063 amino acids. The record is from RefSeq and is a predicted model, not a curated record. Gene Ontology annotation, cellular component: cytoskeleton. Gene Ontology annotation, molecular function: guanyl-nucleotide exchange factor activity; cytoskeletal protein binding.